AUGUCCUCGCCUAAAUUUUCAUUCUCGGACGCUGGUGUAAUACCGGGACGGACCCCGGAAGUCCUUGACCAGAGUACCUCGAGCGUGUUCCAGAAAUUGAUUAGAAAAUACAACGACGAAACUGCCGCCUUCCUCGCCUCACACAUUGGCUUUGAAGACGAUGAUCUCGACUGGGAAGGCGUGAGGCCGUCAGGUCAAGGCAACUUCGGAGCGGUGGGACUGUGGGUCGGCAAAGACAAGAAUGGAAGCAAUGUAAAGGUCAGCACGACGAAGGGCACCAUCACUUCAUCUGCUCAAGGCUCCAGGAAAUCGCUGUCAAACAGUGCAAUUGGACCGGAGCGGCGAAGCGGAACCCAGAGGCACGGAUACCUCCAGAAGCCUUGA
This is a messenger RNA of Endocarpon pusillum Z07020, 384 nucleotides long. RefSeq lists its product as uncharacterized. The coding region runs from base 1 to 384 and encodes 127 amino acids. The transcript has a single exon. The record is from RefSeq and is a predicted model, not a curated record. Lineage: Eukaryota; Fungi; Ascomycota; Eurotiomycetes; Verrucariales; Verrucariaceae.